This is a messenger RNA of Iphiclides podalirius (scarce swallowtail), 5376 nucleotides long. Lineage: Eukaryota; Metazoa; Arthropoda; Insecta; Lepidoptera; Papilionidae. The record is from the annotation of a GenBank genome assembly.
AUGAUGAAACAAGUUUUCCUGACGAUGACGGAAAUUAAACCUAUAACCAUGGGGACCGCCAAUGGUCUAAUUGAUAAGUCCAAAGAGCUUCAAAAAGAAAUCCUUAUGGAAAAGUUGAGGUCCAAAACUUCACAGUAUAAAAACUUAAGUGAAACCUCAAAAGCUGUUCGUAUGGCUAUGCUGGACAAAAGGUGGGCAGUGGACAGUGCAGAUCGUCAAAUUCUGCAAAAAUGCCUGGAUAGUUUACAACACUGCAUAAAAGUCAGGUCUUUACAAAGUUUAAUAGAAAGACUUGAAUGUCUUUCAAGGCAACUUGGGUUAAAAUUUGUUGUUGGCACAUCUGGAGUAAAUCUUUUCAUAUCUUCUGAUAUGUUUUAUCUAGAAAUAUUAGUUGAAUCAUCCGGCUCAGUAAAAGAUGUAAAAAUUCAUCAUGAAGGAAAGAUUGAACAGCAGAGUUGUGAAGAAAUGGUAGCAUGUAUAAUGCGUGGGGAUUUUGCUGAUUUUACAGCUCAACUUGAAGGACUUACAGCUGUCUACCAAUUGAAUGCUGAAAAAAAGGUUAAAUGUAAGGCUUUCAGUGCACUACAAAGUUUGGAGGAAGAUUUGUGCAUGUUACGACAGCUUCAAAGUUUCAUAAAGGAUCCAUGGGCUCAGGUACACAAAAGCCCCAUAGGAUUUCUUCAAAAGCGUAGAGGAGGACAUGCCAUGCGUCUGACUUAUUUUGUAUCACCUUAUGAAUUGUUAGACAAAGAGAAAGGGCUACAACCAUUGACAGCGGAUUUGCUAACAAUGGGUAAACCAUCAGCUUCAAGUGGUUUGGCUUCUUUAGUUGCACCUUCACAUACACCUGUGGGACAUUCUGCCACAGUGUUACUUGAGGGUUCUACAGCCAACAAACUACAAUUAUCUCCAAUAAUUUCGGGUGGACCAAGACCAGGAAAAGGAAGUGGGCCCGUGUACGCGCAGCUCGUGCCUCAAAACAGCGCGAUGCUGCCUGCCUGUUUCACGCUGAAGUUAUCACAGCCAAUGCCACUAUGCUCAGGCCUUGCAAAGCUUAUCCACGCUACCACUGAGGUGGAAGUUUCGGGUGAUUGGGCCAACUCGAAACCUAUGCUGGGCUUGGUUGCUCAACAGGCGUACAAUAAGCUAACACCCGGCAAGAACAUCGAGUUGAAUCUCAGCAAAGGACUUUUUGUGCACCUGCCGGAGCAGACGCAGUGCUACUUCAUGUGCGAGUCGCGCGGCCUGGAGGGUUGCGUGGUGGGCAGCGUUCCCUUCACCCACCCGUCGCACGUGCCGCCCCUGCUCGCGUGUCUGCGACAACAGGCGCUGUUCAACGCGCUUAUCACCUCCUGCGUCCGCCUGCAGACCAAGCAGCGAUCUGGAGCAGCUAUCGGUGGAUCGCGCCCAUACCACCAACCGCUGCCCAUACCACCAACCGCUGCCCAUACCACCAACCGCUGCCCAUACCACCAACCGCUGCCCAUACCACCAACCGCUGCCCAUACCACCAACCGCUGCCCAUACCACCAACCGCUGCCCAUACCACCAACCGCUGCCCAUACCACCAACCGCUGCCCAUACCACCAACCGCUGCCCAUACCACCAACCGCUGCCCAUACCACCAACCGCUGCCCAUACCACCAACCGCUGCCCAUACCACCAACCGCUGCCCAUACCACCAACCGCUGCCCAUACCACCAACCGCUGCCCAUACCACCAACCGCUGCCCAUACCACCAACCGCUGCCCAUACCACCAACCGCUGCCCAUACCACCAACCGCUGCCCAUACCACCAACCGCUGCCCAUACCACCAACCGCUGCCCAUACCACCAACCGCUGCCCAUACCACCAACCGCUGCCCAUACCACCAACCGCUGCCCAUACCACCAACCGCUGCCCAUCGCUCGUAUCGAAUCGCACGCGCGCGUAUCUCGCAUGUCGCAGUGAUCGACUUGGAGAGCGCGCUGAUGUUCGAGGUGAGCGCGCUGUCGUGGCAGCACAUCUCCAUAUCGCUCGAGCACCCGCUCGACGAGAGCAUGGCGACCGUCGAGCUGGAGCUCUCCGAGCCGGCGGCGCCCCGCGCCACGGUGUGCACCCUCAACUGCCCCCCGAGGGACCACGUGGACGACUACAUCAGCCGCGUGCUGCAGAAGAGCCACUCGAUACCGGUCACGCUGAGGUCCCUGGUUAAGAUAUGGGAGCGCGAGGCCGCCACGAAGCAGAUGAACGGCAACUACUCGGCGCUGGACUCGAAUUUUAACUGCGGCCUUGGCGGCCUCGACCCGGGGGGUGAGCACGUGAAACACGAGCCUGGAACGGUGCACGGCCGCGCCCUCUACCCCGCCAACGUGAGCCACCCACACCAAGGCGGCGCCUAUCUUUCGGAGCAGCAGCACCAUCUGUCCAUGAUGUGCCAAGAGCCGAACACGAGCGACGCCAAGCCGCAGGCGUGCGAAGAGCGGAAAACGAAGAAGAGGAAAUCCGACGGCGACAUGUGGUCGGCCAGCCAGAAGAAGGGCAAGCAGGGCAUCACGGAGGCGGCGGAUUCCGACAGCGAGAGCGACAACUCCGAAUACGCGAACGAUGACGACAACACCAUGAACAGCAAUUCGACCAACGACGAUCUGGAGGGUCGCGAGUCGUCCGUGUCCCAAAACGAGUUCGCCUCGGACCUGGAACUGUCCGGGAUGGACGCUACCGACGCUCUGAGCGCCCAAGACAACAGGACCUCCUCGGAUAUGGACAAUUCGAAUGACGGCGAAGCUGAGGAAAUGAUUCGGAAUUCUUUUCACAAGUCUGAGCACAAAAGGCAAAAGUUAAAAACGAAAGACACUGAGUCGAGGAGCAAUAGAAGCGCAUCGUCUUUGCUCUUAGACCUUACAGACGGUAAAUCAUACAUGCCUUCUUCUGUAAGCAUUACUCCUAUCGGAUCUAGUAGUUCCAAUGCGGCCAGUGCCGGCUCCGGAUCGAGCAUCUCUUCAAUGCUAUGCCUGGACCGCCGUCCGGGCAUAGAGAUAAUUCCCAUAUCCGCCGCCACCCCCGCCGCUUUGCCAAGCUCUAUUACUAUAACGCCUAUAACGUCAUCACAAAUGAAAUCCCUCGACUCCAGGUCUGAUAAGAAAUCUAGUAAGUCCAGCGAAGAGCGCGGCAAGGAGAAGAAGAAGAAAAGACGGAGAGACGACUCCAUGGGGCCCCCCGAAAAAGUGCCACCGAAACAGGAUCCGUUGACGAAACCGGUCUCAGUGAGUAUAAAGCCAACGGACGGGUCCCCGAUGCGCCCCACGUCCCCAAACUCCAUUCUGCGCAAGUUCAGUCCGAGCCCCACGCACGGCAGGUCAGUAUCGAUCACGAAAUCUCCCAGCCCGAGCUCUGUAAAAAACUUGGGGAAGCCGACGGGCACCUCUAGCCACCACAGCAGCCCGCGACACUCCCCGGUGCAAAACAGCCCCAAACAUCUCACAGGGUAUUCGAGUCCAAAAAACCACAGUAUCUCCUCCCCUAAACACAGUUCUUCGGGUUCGGGGAAGCCCAGUAUGUCUGCAUUAAAGUCGGCGACCAGUGGCUCACCUUCCGGUAAAUCCGGCACAACGGGCUACGAUUUAUCCAAAAAGAUCUCUAAAGACAGCUACGGUUCCAGUUCCCUCGCUUCCAGGGAUAAGGAGAAGAAGCAUUCCAGUUUGUCUUUUUCUAGCUCCGACAGAAGUAGUCCCAAGUUAAAAAACCCAAUGAAACUAAAGCAACUCGAGAUAACGCCAGUUUCGUGUGACAGCCCCGUUACGGAACCCUUAAUAUCACCUCCCAACAUAGAGGUGAACAAAUCCAAUGCACCGAGCCAGGCGCGAAACAGAAAAGGUUCGCUUAGCGCCGUAAUCGAUAAAUUGAAAUCGGCCCAUCAUAGCGCUGAUCCCGACUUGAUCAGUGGAAAGUCCGGCGGAUCGUCCAGCAGCGCAAGCAAGUUCUCAGAUCCAAAAAAUAGCGCGACUAGUAGCAGUUUGAAGAUGAGCGAAAGUAAAAAUCAAGAGUACAUGGUGAAGCCAAGUUCAGAUGGAAUGAAAAUCACUAUAAACAAAACGAGGUCUAAAGAGUCGUCUAGCGGUUCAAAAUUGAACUAUGGUAGCUCCAGUGGAAGUAAACAAUCAUCGCCUCAGCUUACCCCACCGUGCCAGGGUUCCCCUAAAACUCACACGGGACUGAAGCCUGGCGUUAUAAGUGGCCCGGCAUCGAAAAAAACGCAAGCAAUGCAGUCUUCUAAGUCCGGAAUGUCCACAAGCUCCACACCACCUAAAAGCAAUACGAGUCCAUCAGAAUCUUCGGGUUCAAGUAGUGUUCCUAAAGUGCCUUACUCUAAAUCUUCAAGCGGCGGCAGCACCGGCAUUAAUUUGUCAAAGUCAGCGUCCAAACCUAGCUCGGGUUCUCCGAAAAAUAGCAGUUCGGAUUUAUCCAAGAUAAUAAGAGACAGAGAAAGAGAAAAGGCGAGGACUAAACUUAUGAGCAACUCCGAAAAAUCAAUAUUUUCUUCCAAGUCCGAACGUCACUCGAGCCCUAGUAGCUCGAGGGAUGACGUAGAUGGUGACAGGUUUAAAGCCUCUAAGGAGGCGAAUUUUCUGGUUGAAGGCUUGAUCAAACCACUCGACACCAGCAAGUUUCAAAUACCAAAACUAAAAAAUCAGAACACACCGGAUAAAAACAGUCCAGUCUCGCAAUAUGACGGGCGUUCCUUGGUGAACGACUUUACGCGGUCUCUGGACCAAAGCAAGUUUCCAUUUCCACACUUCGACAAUUCGAACCCCAGAAAUGCCGAGUCUCUACAAAAAGCCGGUUACCCUUUAAACGUGCCGAAGCCCCUGUUGAACAUGGGCGCGAUGAGUCCGAAAACAGUGCCGUCGAGUAAACUGGAACAGUCCGAACGGGCGGGGGACUUCUCAAAAAACUUAGAGAGCCUCGCGAAGGGGGAAAGCCCGCAAAGAGGUAAAGACGACUCGAAGGAGGGCUUUUCCGGGGCUUACCCAAUGAUGCCGCUCGACUUCAAGACUGACAUGGCGAAGGGGUUUCCCGCACCCAAAGGCAGCACGGAGGAUAGGAAGGGCGCCGAUUCGUGUAUGAAGCCACCGGCCAGCGGCUCGGUGGCGAGGAGCGGUGCAACCACGCCGCAGGAGGCAGCUGAAAUGUUGCUAGAUUUCUCCUCGUCGUCUGGGAGCAAGGUGUCGGGCUUAGUGGCAGUGAGGCCGGUAUACCCCCCCUCCCCCGCUCUAGCCUUGCAACUGGCGAAGAGCCCCGCACCGUCCCCCCUUGUCGCCCCCUCGCCGCAUUCCAAUUCGCCCUGCAUCACCGACGACGAGCUAAUGGACGAAGCGGUGGUAGGACCCGGUAAA